UUGAGUCCCUGGCGGGGAGGACGGGCGGGUGCGUCCGCGCUGCCGAGCACGAAGUCGCUGGAGGGGCACACCUCGACGACACGCUCACAGACGGGAGUUCAGACACACACUUCCUGGCUUGCGUGCGAAGCGGGAUCGCAGGGCAAUAAUCCCUCCAUCUUCCCCGGGAGGUUCCGUGCCUGCAAGAUACACGGCACCCACUCGAUGCCACCGGGCCGCCACUGUCUGGGCCUGGGAUCUUGACCCACUUGCCUUCUGUACUUCAGGGUUUAGAGGCAGCAGCAGCAGCAGCAGCCGUCUUGGAUAACUUUUGAUGGAUUCAGGAGGCCUGGAGACCUCUUGUGUGCAGGCACCUGGACAUAAUUUUCAUUCAGCCCUGCCCGAUGUUCCGACCUGGACUGCGGUGCCGACGAGGAAACCGAGGCUUAGCGGGAUCCCUAAUCCAAGGCCACGCCGAGCGAGCCUGCUGGGAUUCAAGCCAGGAGCCUGUCUCCAGGGAGCAUUUGUCACAGCCUUACCCUCUUCCGGGAGGAGCAACGCUUACCCUCGUGGACCAACAAUCGAAUUAACAUGCUGAUACACACAUGGGAUGAGUGACGCCCUCAAAUGCUUGCAAACACAGACACACACUCGGAAUUUCAGAAGCUGCUUCUGCUGUGUGUCCUGUCGCUUGGAAGGCACAGCUCCAGCAGCACCCAUACAAAAUGAGGUCUCCGAUUUAAGGUGAGAGGUGGCAGCUGCCCUUCCAGGAGCCAGUGGGGAAACCUGGGUGGCUGGGUGGGGACACCUGCAAGUCCUCCCUAAGCCAGCUACCACCCUACACUGUUGGCCUCCCUUCUCCAACUGUGGGGAUGCUGCUCAGGCCUUUUGUGACAUCACACCCAAGAGUCCCUGGGGUCCAGUCAUUGCUGCUGGGCACAGCGAGGUCCAAGCUCAGGUCGCCCUGCCCCCUACCCCCCAUGCCAGAUCCAGCAUCGUUGUGGGCAAACAAUUAUCUGGAUGAUCUUUAUGGGGCUUAAGCUUGGGUGGGAGCAGAUGGGGCAUGAGCUGGGGAUUUGGGGAUGGGGGGAAUCCACACCCCCACGUCCUGGACGUUUAAAAGGCCCUCUCUGGCACUGGGCCGGGGCAGAGGCCAGCAGAAAAGUGACUGGAGUCCAGGGACAUGAUGGAUCAGGAGGAGAAGACGGAGGAAGGCUCAGGCCCCUGUGCCGAGGCGGGCUCCCCAGACCAGGAGGGCUUCUUCAAUCUGCUGAGCCACGUGCAGGGUGACCGGAUGGAGGGGCAGCGCUGUUCACUGCAGGCCGGGCCGGGCCAGACCACCAAGAGCCAGAGCGACCCCACCCCCGAGAUGGACAGCCUCAUGGACAUGCUGGCCAGUACCCAGGGCCGCCGCAUGGAUGACCAACGUGUGACAGUCAGCAGCCUGCCCGGCUUCCAGCCCGUGGGGUCCCAGGACGGAGCACAGAAACGAGCUGGGACCCUCAGUCCCCAACCCCUGCUCACCCCUCAGGACCCGACCGCUCUCAGCUUCCGUCGUAACAGCAGCCCCCAGCCCCCGACACAAGCCCCCUGAGGGCCUGAGCCAUCCUGGGUCUCACUCAGCCCCCAAAAACUGAUAAAAGAAUAAAACACUUAAAUGAAUAACAA
Messenger RNA from Gorilla gorilla gorilla (western lowland gorilla), 1647 nucleotides. It is a transcript of the gene PCP2, whose product is annotated as Purkinje cell protein 2. Lineage: Eukaryota; Metazoa; Chordata; Mammalia; Primates; Hominidae. The transcript has 5 exons. Gene Ontology annotation, molecular function: protein binding; guanyl-nucleotide exchange factor activity. The record is from RefSeq and is a predicted model, not a curated record. Bases 1163 to 1573 code for a protein of 136 amino acids.